This is a messenger RNA of Limanda limanda (common dab), 2986 nucleotides long. It is a transcript of the gene tmem175, whose product is annotated as transmembrane protein 175. Gene Ontology annotation, cellular component: endosome; lysosome. The record is from RefSeq and is a predicted model, not a curated record. The coding region runs from base 58 to 1422 and encodes 454 amino acids. The transcript is spliced from 10 exons. Gene Ontology annotation, molecular function: potassium ion leak channel activity; proton channel activity. NCBI's taxonomy places the organism in Eukaryota, Metazoa, Chordata, Actinopteri, Pleuronectiformes, Pleuronectidae.
UCCUCCCACAGACUGCUGGCCUACAGCGAUGCUCUCAUCUCCAUCAUCGCCACUGUCAUGAUUCUACCGGUCGCCCACACGAAGGUUGAAGAUGACGAGGAGUUGAGACAAAGCGUUCAGCUGCUGCUCAGCACAAAGAUCGCUGUUUACCUGAUGACCUUCCUGAUCGUGACGGUGGCGUGGGCGGCUCACAUCCGGUUGUUCCAGGUGAUCGUGCGUAUUGACGACUGUCUCGCCUUGUUGAACCUCGCCUGCAUGAUGGUGAUCACCUUUCUACCGUACACAUUUUCUUUAAUGGCGACGUUCCCAGAGAAGAUCCUGGGGCUUCUCCUGUUCUGUGCUUGUGUGAUGGUGACCGGCGUCCUUCAGUCGGUGAUCGUGUUGUACGCCUUCAGUCGCCCGUUCCUCCUGAACGAACAGAUCCAGAUCUCAGAGAACCGGACGUUCUUUAAACACCACAUCCUCAAGGUCAUCAUGAGAGUUCCCCUCAUGUGCCUCUUCGCCAGCAUCUUCUCCGUCAUCUUCUUCCAGCUGUCCUACGUGCUGCUAGCCAUCGUUAUCUUCCUGCCUUACAUCUCCCGGGGUCUGAAGUGGUGUCGCAGCAAAGCAAUUGGUCCCGUGGACGAGUCUCCGGACACCUUGUUGUUCUACACUUUCCUGCCUGAUGAGCCGCUCACUAAAGAACGGGUGGAGGCUUUCAGUGACGGAGUUUACGCCAUCGUAGCAACGCUUCUCAUCCUGGACAUAUGUGAGGACAACGUUCCCGACCCGGCGGUUGUACGGGACCAGUUUGGCGGGAGCCUGGUCGCGGCUCUGCAGUCCUACGGUCCCGAGUACCUCGCCUACUUCGGCUCCUUCGCCACCGUCGGCCUCCUGUGGUUCGUCCACCACUCGCUCUUCCUCCACGUCACCAAGACCACGCGCUUCAUGGGCCUGCUGAACACCUUCUCGCUGGCGUUUGUCGGAGGGUUACCUUUAGCCUACCAGCUAACGCAAGAAUUCCCUCCCAACUCCCGAAAUGAACUGGAAGCCAUUCAGAUUAGCUGUGUGAUUAUUUUCUUCGCAGGUAUUUUCCAGCUAACCAUUUGGGUGGUCGCUCUCUACAACGAGCGGGAAACUCUGCACCCGUACGUGCGCUAUGGUGGACGGGAGCAUGCGUUCAUGCUAGCUAAGCUAGCUCUGUACCCCUGCGUAGCCUUAGGGACAUUUUUCCUGACGUGUAUUCUAAGUAAAUUUAGCGCUUCAAUUUUCCACUUGAUGGAGAUCACGGUGCCUUUUGCCUUUCUGGUGUUGAGGCUGUUGGUGCGUGUCGGGCUAGCGCUUAUUCGCCAGGUCUUCUUUCCCGAUAGGCCCGAUCUGAGGAUCGUUGUGGAGGAGGAAGUUGACGAGGCCAGAGUGCCGUUCAACACGGUAGUGGCCUAACGAGCUUGAAGGGAAGUGGCCGAGCUGCUGAAACAGUUUGUUUCUGAAAGUGUUAGAAACGACCUCUCAUCAGGAGCCUGUUGGGGUUUGAAUCAGGAGCAAAAUGGAAAAUGAAUCUUUCUCUGUUUAGCAUUUAAAGAGGUUCAAAUAUUGAGAGGCCAUCGAUCAGAUCAGGUGUUGAAGGUGAGUGAUGGACCUGUAGAGGUGAAGGAAACUCGUGGUGGACCAGAGUAGUGAAGGAUCCUAAAAGACCUUAGUCCUUCUAACUGAAGAUUCGCCAAUGCUAUCAUCUCAAAGCACCUAAAGCCUUUAUCAAAUAACCCUCACUAACGUUUCCAGCUUGGGUUUUAUCACUCGUCCAAAUCAGGCAGUUUACAAAGAUGGACGACGCGAAUCCAUUUCCUCCUCCUGUGCAAAAAUGAAGCCAGAAUAUCUCAGACCCGAGCACAGUAGUGAUUGUGGAGUCAGUCAUUACGUUCUACCCUUUUCAAUUUAACUUAAAAUAACUUAUUUAAAACAAACUUGAAGGAAUCUACGUAUACUUGAACUGGCCACCAGGAGGAGAUCUAAAUGUUUUGGCUGUCAUGUCGUCCAUCUUUAUUUACAGAAUUCUAGGCUGAUUCUAGGAAUGGCUUCAAAUCAUGUAGCUAGCACACACAUUUGUUAAUUAUUCAACACAUAACGCAACGCGAAAAUUCAACAGAGCAAGAAAAAAAACAGGUUUUUAUAAUUAUGGUUCAGUUUCUGUGUCAAUCAAACUGCUGCGGUUUGAAAUCAGUUCAUGUUCAGACACAUUCACACCUUAGCCCUGAGGGCAGAAGAAUUUCUAAAUGCUUUGCCCAAGGGCACGUUGGUUUUCCCUGACUUUGGCUCAAACACUAGACUGAGUUAGGAUUUGGUUUAGGUCUGGAGUGUUCGGCACUUUAAACGUUACACUGAACCGGGGAGCGCCAUCUCAAAUUGCACUAUUCUCAAAAUAUAACAAUGUUUGUGUGUCAUAGCAACAGGAUUGUUAAUCUCACCUUUUCAAAUAUGUCCUGCAAUCGUAUUCCCUCCAUUGUUAUCUUUUAUUAGAAAUGUAUUGAAAUGAGAAAACUGUGAGAUUAUAAUGCAGGGCUGUUGUUGCUUUUAGUUAUUUAAAAAACUUUAAAUGUCUUUUCAGCGUAAGAUUAUUUAAAUCCUCGGAGCAUUUUCAGUUUCUGCUUGUGUGCUGAGGUUUCACCAGCAGGUGUCACUGUUGUGUGUCCUUUGUUUCUCUUGUGAUGAUGUCAGGCGCUCUGAUGUACUGAUGAGUUUUAUAUAUCGGCUCAAAUCUGAAAUGCACUUUAAUGGAAAUCUGUCACGUGAUGGAGGAGAGUUUGUUUUCUUCAGAGUUUGGAUGAAUGACGACAAGAAAACUUUGAAUUAUCAUUUUUUUUUGUCAAAUGCUCGAAUGUGAAUAGAUUGAAAACUGAUGUGUUUUUGUUUUUUUAACUCAGCUGCAGAUCAGCAGCAGCUCUGGUUUGUUUUUAUGUGUCUAGAAUGGAUUCAUUUAGAUGAAGUACUUUUUGUUUUCAGGACUUUC